AUGAAUAAUUCAUCGUUACCAGAAGAUUUAACAUGGGCACAAAAUGAAAUCGAUGAUCUCUGGCGUAAUAUAAAUAAUGCACCAUCUGAUCCUGUUUCUUAUUGGGUUUCAAUUGCGAGUUUUAUAUUUGCUAUUUUAGGAUUAAUAAGUAAUUUAAUGUCCGUUAUCGUUUUAAGUCGUUUAAGUACUCAAUUAUCAACAUUUGUUUAUUUAACUGGUUUAUCUUUAUCAGAUAUGAUAACAUGUAUAUCAAUAAUAAUAACAAAUAUACUAGAAUAUUUUGUUCAAAAUCGUCGAAAUACAUCCAUAACAAUAUUACUGCGAUAUAUUGAAAUAAUAUUUGGUGCAGUAGCUGCUGGUAGUCGUACAUUAUCAUUAUGGAUAUCAACAGGUGUUACGAUGGAUCGUUGGGUAUUAAUCUGUUAUCCAAUAUAUGCUAAAACAUUUUGUACAUUAAAUCGAGCAAAAAAUGUUUCACGAACAUUACUUCUUAUAGCACUAUUUUAUUCAAUUCCACUUAUAUUUGAAUAUGAAAUAAUUCGAAUGCCAAUGGUUUAUCAAAAAAGUGAAUAUAAUAAUGAAUCUUUAUUAUUAUCUGAUGAAAAUUUUGAUAAAAAUAAUAUACUUGUUACUAAAGGUUAUAGUGAUCUAGCUAAACGAAGACUUUAUCGUUGGGCUUACUUUUUUUUUAAUGCGAUAUUUGUUUAUACAAUACCAACAAUAACAAUUGUUUUUUUUAAUUUACAAUUAAUUCGUGCUUUACAUCAACUUAAAUUACGUGCGAAACGUUUAGGUAAAACACGUCCAGCAGCAAAUCGACAUGAUCAAAGUCGUACGACGAAUCAAACAAAAUAUUCUGUAACAAUUAUGGUUUGUACAAUCGUAUUAACAUUACUUAUAUGUCGAAGUCCAACAAUUGUUCUUUGGAUUUUAUGGUCAUUUGAUUUAACAAUAAAAAUUUUCUUUAGCUCACCAUCAAGUUCUCUCAAUGUAAGACAUUUUCAUAAUAUAGCAAAUUUAAUUGCUAUUAUUAAUGCAGCAACAAAUUUUCUACCAUUUUGUGUAUUUGGACAAUUAUUUCGUACGGAAUGUUUAAAUAUUUAUUGUUGUCGAAAAUCAAAAAGAAAAUUUAAAGAAAAUAAUCAACGUAAAAAAAAAGAAAUUGUUAUUCAACAACCAUUAACAAUAACAAAUGAACAUUUACCAAAUGUUUUAUUAUUAAAUUCUGAUUCUAUUAUUCCCGAACAACAACGACAACAUUCAAGAUCUUCGUCAAUUACAAAAUCAUUAAUAAAUGGAAAUAAUAAUAAUAAUGGUGAAUUUCAAAACGUUUAA
Adineta steineri is the source of this 1335-nucleotide messenger RNA. Lineage: Eukaryota; Metazoa; Rotifera; Eurotatoria; Adinetida; Adinetidae. The record is from the annotation of a GenBank genome assembly.